Molecule: messenger RNA, 1803 nt
Organism: Peronospora matthiolae
Lineage: Eukaryota; Oomycota; Peronosporomycetes; Peronosporales; Peronosporaceae
Source: the annotation of a GenBank genome assembly
AUGCCUGCCGCUUGUUCAUCAGAUGGCCAUCUGAUGAACGUUUUGGAGCGUCCACAAGCGUGUGGAUGUACUACGAGUGAGUGCGAUGGCCUCACUUGUGGUUCGGUCGUUAGUACGACUGCACAAAACCUUAGUGUACCAAACGGUUACACUUCGGAGAAAAGUUCCGGCGGCUGUGAGGAAACACAGGCUGCGCCGAAGGUCCACCACUCGAAUAAGUCGGGUGGACUGGGACAAAGAUGUAUCCCUAGAGGGGAACAUCUAGAAGAGAAACAAUCGAUCGCUCAGGUUAAGCGAAACGAUAAUCCUAGAUCGACUGGAGAGUCUUUCGUAGAGGAUCUCGCUGUGGUUGCGCAACCACAGCUAGAGGAAGUAAAGGGAAUAAGUCCCAAGAUUACAAAUACGGCGGAAAUAAGUUCCCCGAAACCCGCGGGAAUAAGUCCCCGGGAAGACGAAGGAAUAAGUCCUUCGAAGCCUGAGGGAAUAAGUCCCCAGGAAAUGACAGAGACAUUGAAUGUCAUAGUCAACAACGGAUCAUGUGUAGGCGCUUAUACACUUGAUCUGAUUGCGCCUCCGAAGUUAACUUCGGAGAUCACUCAGUUGCCAACGCUCGAACAUAAAAGAUUCUUGCGUGAUCUGCGUAGUGGCAAAGUCAAGCAGAUCUGCAUACUCGUCGCUGAAGACGAGUAUGUAACCGACAUAAGGUCAGCAACAGUGUUUACUGAGAACGAGAGAGUUCUCAGUAGUUCAUCUAUGGACGAGAGUGUCCUAGAUGAAAAGACACGAAUUGAGCGAUAUGAGUCCCAAUCAUGGGAAUCGCUCAAGGAAAAUCCUCUCUAUGAAGAUUUGGUUGAAUUCAAGGAUGUAUUCCCUGAAACUGUUCCGUGCGAAUUACUGAAGGAUAAAGGUAUUCGACACGAAGUCGAGCUUAAACCAGGCUCGAAGUACUGUGUCAUGAAGCAGUGGCCACUGCCUCGUGAACAAGUACUUGCGAUCGACAAGUUCUUUGCCGAUCGUUUAGCAGCGGACCAUGUGAGGGAAUCAACUUCCCCACAUAGCUCUCCGACCUUCUGUGUGCGAAAAGCAACAGGAGGGUGGCGGAUAGUGCACGCGUUUAACAAAUUGAACGCUGCAACGGUACCGGCUCAGACGCCGAUACCGAGGAAGGACGUAAUCAUUGAUGGUAUGUCAAAGAGUACCAUCUUUUCGUCCAUGGAUUUGAUGGAUGGCUUCUAUCAAAUCCUAAUGCGGGAACGGGAUAUACCCUAUACCGCAGUUAGCACGCCUAGCGGCAUGCUCUGGGAAUGGCUAGUAAUGCCACAAGGGCUCAGUAAUGCCCCUGCCACGUUCAACAGGUGUGUAUCACAUCUGUUGAGACCAGUACGAGAAUUCGCGCCGAGUUAUUUCGAUGACGUAUUCAUCCAUAGUCGAGCUAUGGAUGGAAAGUCGGACGUUGAGGUUCACAAGUACCACGUCCGACAAGUUCUUACAAUCAUGCGAAAGCAUCAAUUGUAUGCAAACCUCAAGAAGUGUAUAUUUGCAGCAAGCGAAAUACCACUUCUUGGGUGCAUCGUUGGUAAGAACGGUGUACGUCCUGAUCCCGAAAAGAUCAAGGCGAUCACCGACUGGCCCGUGCCGGUCGAUGUCAAAGGUCUUCGAAAAUUCCUUGAGCUAGCGGCGUAUUUGCAUAAGUAUUCACGCAAUUACGCCGAGAUGACUGUACACCUCUCUCGUUUGUUGAAAAAGAACGAGAGGUGGUUAUGGAACGCUGAAUGUCAACGCUCCUUUGAGGGUAUCAAGUAG